AUGGACGAAGGAGAAGCCAGUGAUAUCAGUGAUCUCGACAUAGUCAAACACACUGCCAGACAAGUCAAUCUGCUCGAUACCUUGCAGAGAUCCGAUGGCACAGACAGUGAUCUCCUGAACUCCGACGACUCUAAGAAUGCUGGUCGAAAGCGUCCGAGAGAUGAUGACGGCGAACGCGUCACCUUCGAUGAUGAUGAGGAUGCUGGAGAAGCUUACAGAAAGUUCAAAUCUCGCAAGUCUGAUCAACGCAAAGCCACAGCCGCUCGUACCAAAAAGGCAAAGGCAAAAGCCAAUGCAAUCGUUGGCAAGAAGCAGAGAGCUCUUCUCGACACAAAACAGCCCAACCCUCGCAAAUUCAAGAACGACACCUAUGGCACAGACUCUGAGGAAGAGCCACCUGAAGACAACUUACCUGAAUUCCUCCGAGCUCGAAAGUCCAAGUGGAAUCAAGAUCGUGGCAAGUUAGGAGAAGCCAUUUUCUCGGUUCCUCCUGACUAUGAUGGAGUUUACUUCAGUGAUGACGAGAGGCUGGAAGAGCUGCAGGAACGACCUGUCUUGCGUGAUGCUGAGACCUCCCAACCCUACAGGGAUAUCGAGAUGCCAAAAUCGGACGGCAUCAUCCCAGCCCCUAUCGCUCAAUGGCUACGGGAUUACCAGAUCGACGGAGUCAGGUUCUUGCAUGAGCUCUUCGUAUUCCAAGAAGGUGGCAUCCUUGGUGACGACAUGGGCUUGGGCAAGACUAUUCAGGUCAUCGCAUUCUUGACAGCUGCUUUCGGAAAGACUGGAGAUGAGCGAGAUUACAAGCGCAUGCGCAAGAUGCGACGCAGCCAUCAUUGGUAUCCUAGAGUCUUGCUUAUCUGUCCUGGAUCUUUGAUGGACAACUGGAAGUCCGAGUUCGACCGAUGGGGUUUCUGGCACUACGACACCUACCAUGGAAGCAAUACAAGUCGUUCAGCCGUACUCUCUGCAGCCAGAGCAGGCAGACUUGAAGUCAUGAUUACAACCUACACUACCUAUCGCAACCAUCGAGGCGACAUCAACAUGGUUGAGUGGGAUUGUGUCAUCGCGGAUGAGUGUCAUACCAUCAAGGAGCGAAGUUCCGAAAUCAGCAAGGCCAUGAACGAAGUCAAUGCAUUGUGUAGAAUUGGCCUUACUGGUACUGCUGUACAAAACAAGUACGACGAGUUCUGGACAUUACUCAACUGGACCAACCCUGGAAAAUUCGGAACCAUGGCUGAGUGGAGGAAGAGUGUCAGUGGGCCACUCAAGAUCGGACAAUCACACGACACCACUUUUGCACAGCUUGCUAUGUGCAGACGGGUUGCUGAAAAGCUGGUGAAGAACCUGCUACCGCCACACUUUAGACGUCGAAUGAAGUCUCUGAUCGCACAUCAACUGCCGAAGAAGACUGAUCGCGUGGUCUUCUGUCCGCUCUCAGACGCCCAAUCAGAAGCAUACAUGAAUCUUGUUGACAGCGAAAAGAUCGACUACAUUCGACGCUCCUCCGACCCUUGUGACUGCUCAUCCGGCAAGAAGCGAGGUUGGUGCUGCUACAUGGAAAUUCCUGGUCGUGGCAAAUGGCAGCAUCACGUCUUUCCCAUGCUCAUGACGCUACAAAAGCUAGCAAAUCAUCUCGCCCUUCUCUGUCCUCAAAGCAAGGAUUCUGAAGAGAUGCAACACAAGGAGCUGGAGAAUUUACAGUUGGCCUUGCCUGAUACUUGGCUCGAGAUGUAUCACAACCGCGAUCAAAUCACCAACUACGCUAAUGCAGACUUUUGUGGCAAGUGGAAAGUGCUCCGGAAGCUGUUGAAGUUCUGGCACUCAAAUGGAGACAAGGUUCUCGUUUUCAGUUACUCAGUCCGUCUGCUGAGAAUGCUGCAGAUGCUUUUCAAAUCAACCACGAGCUACAAUGUCUCUUACCUUGAUGGCAGUAUGAAGUACGAAGAGCGUACCCAGACAGUUGACGACUUCAAUGCCAACGAAACCCAGUUCGUCUUCCUCAUCAGCACGAAAGCUGGUGGUGUGGGCUUGAACAUCACGUCUGCGAACAAGGUUGUCAUCUUUGACCCGAACUGGAACCCGAGUUGGGAUCUCCAAGCUCAAGACCGCGCCUACCGUAUCGGUCAGACCCGCGACGUCGAGGUCUUCCGUCUGGUUUCUGCUGGCACUGUCGAAGAGAUUGUCUAUGCUCGUCAAAUCUACAAGCAGCAGCAAGCAAACAUUGCUUACAAUGCAUCUACUGAGCGCCGCUACUUCCGUGGUGUUCAGGACACGGCAGACAAGAAAGGUGAAAUUUUUGGUCUUCUGAACCUCUUCAGCUACGAGGGCGAGAACUUGGUCCUCCGCGACAUUGUCAACAAGACAAACAUUGCCGAGUCCAAGGCUGGUGUCAGUGUUGUCGGCUUGGAUACAUCGCAAGAUUCCGAGGAUGAUGACGAUAACCUUGAGGAUCGUGAAGAUGCUGCAAUGUCUCAACUCGCAGCCGAGAUCACUGGCGAAGGCGGCAAGAAGAAGAAAAAUGACGGCGAACAAGAUUCAGAGACCAAGAGGCAAGCCCGCGCCAUACAAGCUAUCCUCAACAUGGCAGGUGUGGAAUAUACGCAUGACAACAACGAUGUAGUCGGGUCUUCAAAGAUGGAAGCCCAACUCUCGAAACGCGCCAUGGCUGCAGGUACAGACUUUGACCUCUCCAAUGAGUACGCAUUCGAGAAGUCUCAAGAUGCCAACAUCAGCUUCGACGACGAGAGGAAGAUCGCGUACAAGUACAAGCCGCCAGAGUAUGUGAGGAAGAGAUUGUUCUGUUCUAUGGCGGAAUACUUUGGCUUUGCGGAUGCGACCGAGUUUGCACUUGUGCUUGAGGGAUGGAGCGAGCAGAGGAAGACUGAUUGCCUCAACAAGUUCUACAGGCACAGAAGAGAAGUUCUCGAGCGUGAAGGCGCGGAAAAUGGAGAGGACGAGGCAGAAGAGAAGUCUGCUUACUUCAAAUGA
This is a messenger RNA of Aureobasidium melanogenum CBS 110374, 2988 nucleotides long. Its product is annotated as DNA excision repair protein. The coding region runs from base 1 to 2988 and encodes 995 amino acids. The record is from RefSeq and is a predicted model, not a curated record. The transcript has a single exon. NCBI's taxonomy places the organism in Eukaryota, Fungi, Ascomycota, Dothideomycetes, Dothideales, Saccotheciaceae. Gene Ontology annotation, molecular function: ATP-dependent chromatin remodeler activity; ATP binding.